This is a messenger RNA of Trichomonas vaginalis G3, 1428 nucleotides long. RefSeq names its product RING finger ubiquitin ligase family. Gene Ontology annotation, molecular function: zinc ion binding. Lineage: Eukaryota; Parabasalia; Trichomonadida; Trichomonadidae. The transcript has a single exon. The coding region runs from base 1 to 1428 and encodes 475 amino acids. The record is from RefSeq and is a predicted model, not a curated record.
AUGUUCUUUUUCCUCUUUGAGCGUUAUAUUUAUAGAGGAAACUGGACCGAUAUCAAUCCAGAUGCUUCAAACAUUACUCAAAAUGUGUCGAGCAAAUUCAGAUUACAACUAGAGUCAAAUCAAAACAUUAAAAAUCGAAAAGCUUGGGAAGCAACUGUCUAUUUGCAUAGUGCAAAUAGAUUAGUUUUGGUUCGUGACUUCCAUUUAUAUGGUAUUUCAGCAAAGAACGACACAGAUUUUUUUCUGAUCACCUUUCCAAGGGCAACAGUACUAAUUGACAAAGUAAUUGCAAUCAUAAAUGCUGCAGCAUCAGAAAAUAACGUUACAGAUCCAGAAGAUUUAGAUGGAAUCGCAAAAGCAGUUAAUAAAAAGUACAAUAGCUCACUUCCUUUGUUAUCACUUGCAACAUUACGAUUUCACAAUGUUGAUGAUUUCAAUACCGGUCGUGUAUUUGAUCUAACUACAGGUGUUAACGGUACAUUUGAUUAUGAGCGUCUUAAUGUCAAUUUUUCUGUUUCAAUGAUCAAUUAUCCUAUGUUCAUUAAAGAAGGCAAGAAGUUUGGUGUACUUGUUGGCUUCAUUGUUGUUAUUAAUUUCAUUGCAUGGCGAAGUUUAUACAGAAACUGUCAUUCCUCAACAUCACUGAAUCAUUUAUCAUUAUGUAGUUACAUCAUGCAUAUCAGUUUUGACUUCUCAUUCUCUCUUUUCUUUAUUGAUUUAUCUAUAGCAGCAAUUGAGUUUGUUGUUCUAUUUUCGUUCUUAUUUUUAUGUACUACUACGAUCUUUACAUGGAAUAUGGAGCUUAUUGCCAAUAUUUGGCGUGCUCAUAACCCGGAUGCAGAUGAUUUGAAUGCAGAUGGUCUUAGAUUGACAUUUUUACAUUUCUUUGUUGAAAUAUCCACUCUUAUGUUCAUGUACAGUUUUGCUACGUCAGUUGUAUUUGAUUUUCCUGUUUUUUCUUUAAUUUUUAUUUAUUCUUUCUUUGUUCCACAGAUUAUUCAUUCAUGCCGCUCUCCAGGUCGAAAGAAAGGUGAUGAAGUAUUUAAUCUUUUAGUUAGUAUUCAAAGAUUAGUCCCUUUUUGGUAUUUGACACUUUACAAGGCAAAUAUUCAUGAAACGAGGUCAUAUUUACUUGGAUUUUCAAUAACAGCUUAUGUUUUUAUUCAACUUUUGAUUGUUUACUUACAAAACAAAAUUGGAGGAGUUUUCUUUUUACCUGAUAGAUUCAAACCAAAGGAAUUUGAUUAUUCAUCAACAAAACCUCCACAAGGAAGUGAAUGCGCAAUCUGUAUGUGCCCUAUUUUGGAUGACGAAGAAUCUGUUGUCACUCCUUGUAAUCACCCGUUCCAUAAAGAAUGUUUGACCAGAUGGCUCGAAGAAGAUAUGGUUUGCCCUAUUUGUAGAGCUUCUUUACCUCCUUUGUCAUAA